GUCAGUGUCAAUGUCACUUGUGUUGUCAGAUGUCUCGUCCAUCCACCUGUCAGUCAGUCUUUUUGAAAAGAAGAUGAAGGUAAAAGCAAGUCAAGGUUAAAUUAUUAACUUUAAAGUUUUAAGUUUAACAAAUCUAAUUAGUGCCAGUUUUAUACAAAAAAUAAAUCAACAAUAUGACUACCGAAGCAGAGGAAAAAGCUCUUAGGUAUAGAAGGGCGCAAAGUGUAACUAAAGCCGAGGAAAUCACUGAAAAAGAAAACAAGGCUCGUAGACUUCAAUUUGAUAAACCAUGCCACAAACCAAGAGAUUCCUUGUUUUCAUGGAGUUCUGAGUUCACAAACUUCACUGGCUUAGUGAAUUGGGGCUUUCUGAUGCUAACUAUUGGUGGUGUUCGUCUGUUUUUAGAGAACAUUCUCAAGUAUGGAAUUCGAGUUAAUCCUAUUGAAUGGAUCAUUGUGCUUACAGGGUAUAAUGAAGGCAAUAAUUACCAGUUCCCAUCAGUCAUUCUUUUAAUAUUCAGUGUUGUACCAGCUGUGACUACUCUGCUGAUUGAAAAAGCUGUAGCUGUGGAUAUUUUACCAGAAAAGUUAGGUCUUGGUUUACAAAUAUCAAAUAUUUUAUUUGUGAUAAUAUUGCCUGUGGUUGUGUUGCAUUUCAAAGGACCAGAAUUUAGUUUUGUGGGAAUAACAACAGUGUGUAUGAUCUAUUUGAUUUUAUUCCUUAAGUUGUGGAGCUACACACAAACAAAUCACUGGUGUAGAAAUGGAAUGAAGGGAAAAAUGGCCAAGCAUAAACUGAGAAGGCAAAGCUUAUCAGCACCUAAUUGGAAUAAACUAACGCACCCUGAACAAGAGCAGAGUUUCGACGAUGACAAGAAUGACGCGAUCGCAGCGGCUCGUCUCGUCAAGUACCCCGAUAACCUGCACCUUAAAGACCUGUGCUACUUUCUGUUCGCCCCCACCCUGUGUUAUGAGUUGAAUUUCCCCCGCACGACACGGAUAAGGAAGAGGUUCCUAGUCAAACGCCUGCUGGAAGUUAUGUUCGGGAUAAACCUUGUUCUAGCACUGUUCCAGCAAUGGAUGAUACCGUCUGUCACCAAUUCUGUGGAUCCAUUCUCUCAAAUGGACCCGAUCAAGAUUACUGAAAGACUCCUCAAACUUUCUGUGCCGAACCACUUAAUCUGGCUGUGCUUCUUCUACCUAAGCUUCCAUUCGUUCCUAAACCUGAUGGGCGAGCUCCUUCACUUCGCCGACCGCAAGUUCUACGGCGACUGGUGGAACGCGAACAACAUCUCCGUGUUCUGGAGCACGUGGAACAUGCCCGUGCACGUGUGGGCCGUGCGCCACGUGUACAUCCCCAUCACGGAGAUGGGGUAUAGCAAGGUGGCGGCCAGUGCUGUCGUGUUCUUCAUAUCGGCUUUCUUUCAUGAGUAUUUGGUGAGCGUGCCUCUUCAAAUGUUCCGAAUCUGGGCGUUCCUUGGGAUGAUGGUGCAGCCUCCCCUAGCCGUGAUAUCGCGCUUCGCAGAGCUGAAGUUCGGCCCUCGCUAUGGUAACAUGAUGGUGUGGGCUUCCCUCAUCCUCGGCCAGCCACUGGCUAUCAUGAUGUACUACCAUGACUACGCUCUGGAACACUUCAAACCCAUACAAUAAGAACUAAACUGCAAUCAAAACACAACUCUAUUACUUUACAUGUAAGAAUACUUUUCUAUUCAACUCGAAACAUGGGUCUUGCUGAUCCUCGCCGGCAGCGGCUGGCUAGCGAGCCAUUAUCAAUCAAUCAAAAAACAACUCUAUUCCUUACACGUAAGAACACUUUUCGUAUUUCAUCUCGAAACGUGGGUCUCUGAUCUUCGGUCUGUCGUUGGUCAUUAUGAUGUCCUACCAUCACUACGCUCGCGAACACUUUAAGCCGAUUCAAUAGCUCGCUGUAAUAGAAACACAACUCUAUUUCUUACAUGUAAGAAUACUUUUCUAUCGCGUCUGGACACCGCGUGCAAUAUACAGUCGACUGCACAUAAAAAUACAUUUCCGUUACAAAAAGACACCUAAUUACAACUAUUUAAGAUCAGUUUUUAGAUUGAUUUUCUCUGUGCUGUCGACUGUACAAAGGUAUUUAUUUAUUAAGGUACAGCAAAAGAUUGCAAAUCAUGUAUAGUAUAGUCAAUCACAUAUAGUGUAUAUUUAGAGAGAGAGAAAGUUGUUUUUCGCAAAUAAUUGCAAAGUUAUUUGCGGGAGACUUUCUGCAAAAAUUGCAAUCAAAAUAAGGCUAUUUCUACUAAUAAGAAUACUUUUUAUAUGUAGUGUCUCGAAAUUAUACAGAUUUAAGCAAUGUACAAAGAAGAUACGUGUAUAUUUGAAAGAUAAGAGAAAGUGCUUGCCAUCAUAAUAUCAGAAAUUAGAUUUCUAAGAUGAAUUGAAUUAUGUAUGAAAAAAUAUACAAUUUGUUCAUUACUAAUACUCAGAUGCUGAAGAUUAUUAUUGUACAGGGGUUAGAUAAAUACUAAUACAGGGUCAAAGAGAAAUAAUUGUACCAAAAAAUUUGUUACAAUAGACAUUAGAAUACAUCAAGACAUUAAUAUUAUAAUAAAUAUCUGGGUAUUAGCUGUUUUAUAUGUUGGGGUUAGGUGUUGGGUGCUUGAUCAAUAUUAAUAAUAAUAAUUAAUAAUUUAUAUGCAAUAAUUAAUAGUGGUUUUGAUAAUAUGUAUAUUUUUUACAUUUUGGAAAAGACUGACUGUUUUCCACGUUUCUAUUCCGAAAAUGCAUUUUUAUGUUCCUUCGACUAUGAACUACUAUUUUGUCGGUUAAAUAAAUCAGAAUGUACAUACAUAAUAUAGUAUUAUUAUAAUUAUUUAUAAUAUACAAGGAUUUUUUAUGAAUUGUUCACAUACCAAAUUAUAAUAUAUAGUUAUUUAAUUAAUAUGAAUUUUUGAUAGAAUUAUGUAGAAAAAUGUUGCCAUUUUGAUGUAUUUAUUUUUUGUACUUUUAUACAAUCUUGUUAGAAAUGUUAACUUAUAGAAAUAAAAUAUAUUGGCUAUGCAAAAAGUAGCUGUAAUUUGUUUUCAUUAUAUUAAUGUUUGAAUGAACUUUUAAUAAAAAUAUUUAUUUAAUUUUUGUUUCA
This is a messenger RNA of Ostrinia nubilalis (European corn borer), 3117 nucleotides long. It is a transcript of the gene mdy, whose product is annotated as diacylglycerol O-acyltransferase 1. Gene Ontology annotation, molecular function: diacylglycerol O-acyltransferase activity. Lineage: Eukaryota; Metazoa; Arthropoda; Insecta; Lepidoptera; Crambidae. The record is from RefSeq and is a predicted model, not a curated record. Bases 174 to 1649 code for a protein of 491 amino acids. The transcript is spliced from 11 exons. Gene Ontology annotation, biological process: triglyceride biosynthetic process. Gene Ontology annotation, cellular component: endoplasmic reticulum membrane.